Molecule: messenger RNA, 2110 nt
Organism: Capra hircus (goat)
Lineage: Eukaryota; Metazoa; Chordata; Mammalia; Artiodactyla; Bovidae
Gene: LTA
Product: lymphotoxin alpha
Exons: 3
Coding region: 856-1473 (205 amino acids)
Biological process (GO): immune response
Cellular component (GO): membrane
Molecular function (GO): tumor necrosis factor receptor binding
Source: RefSeq, a predicted model, not a curated record
CUUGAGUCUUUUGGGACAAAGACGUGGGGUACGAGAGGAGGAAACAUGCACACAGAGAAGGCUGCAAUCAGUCAAGGGUGCAGAGGUGUUACACAAAAUCACUCUUCAGGGAACCGGGCCUCCAGCCCACGCCCUAGCAGCUCCCCUUCUCCUCUGAAUUUACUGUCCCUUCUCUAGAACUCCUAAGCCUGACCCCGCUCCCUGGCCCUCCCAGCCCACGAUUCCCCUGACCCCACUCCCUUUCCCAGAACUCAGUCGUCUGAGCCCCCAGCCUGCGGUUCUGUCCUAGGCCUCAGCCUUUCCUGCCUUCGACUGAAACAGCAGCAUCUUCUAAGCCCUGGGGGCUUCCCCAGGCCCCAGCCCCGGCCUAGAACCCGCCCGCCGCCUGCCACGCUGCCACUGCCGCUUCCUCUAUAAAGGGACCCAGGCGUCCGGGCCAAGGGGCCCCCGCACAGCAGGUGAGACUCUCCCAGCCCAUCUCCUCAGGCUGCUGGGGCGGUGGACUCCUUCCCCGGGGGCGUUCAGUCCCUCCUCUCACACCCCAGCCCCUCCUGCACCUGCAGCUAGGGCCAGGGCCUUGGUGGGGCUGGUUUUGGUUGGUUCCCCUCUCUCUGACUCCAUCUGUCAGUCUCUUUCUCUCUGUCUGUGUCUCAGGUCCUGAGCCCUUUCUGUUCCCCUCCUAUCUGUCUCUCUGUCUCCCCCUGCUCACCUCGGGGUUUCCCUGAUUGCAUCUCGUCCCCUUCUCUGUCUGUCGCGCCGUGGGUCUCUCAGGGUGGCUGUCUCCACCGGCAGGAGGCCCGUCUUCCUCAUCGCGCCCCGCCCCGCUCACUGUCUCUCUCCCUGCAGGUUCUCCCCAUGACACCACCUGGACGUCUCUGCCUCCUGAGGGUGUGCAGCACCCCAUCCCUCCUCCUCCUCCUGGGGCUGCUGCUGGCCCUGCCGCUGGAGGCCCAGGGGCUCCGUGGCGUUGGCCUCACACCCUCAGCUGCAGAGCCUGCCCAUCAGCAACUCCCGAAGCCCUUCACCCGUGGCACCCUCAAACCCGCCGCUCACCUUGUUGGAGACCCCAGCACCCAGGACUCGCUGCGCUGGAGGGCAAACACGGACCGCGCCUUCCUCCGCCACGGCUUCUCACUCAGCAACAACUCCCUCCUGGUCCCCACCAGUGGCCUGUACUUCGUCUACUCCCAAGUGGUCUUCUCUGGGAAAGGCUGCUUCCCCAGGGCCACCCCCACUCCUCUCUACCUGGCCCAUGAGGUCCAGCUCUUCUCCCCCCAGUAUCCCUUCCAUGUGCCUCUCCUCAGCGCUCAGAAGUCCGUGUGCCCAGGGCCACAGGGGCCGUGGGUGCGCUCGGUGUACCAGGGGGCUGUAUUCCUGCUCACCCGGGGAGACCAGCUAUCCACUCACACAGACGGCAUCUCCCACCUGCUCCUCAGCCCCAGUAGUGUCUUCUUUGGAGCCUUCGCUCUGUAGAAACAUCCAGAAAGAAACAAAUAGGCUUCAAGGCCUUCUCCCCAUUUUGCCUCCAUUCUGACCACUUCAGGGGUCACCGCACCUCUCCUUUGACCAUUCCAACAGUCUUGAGUCUUCUCCCCGCCCGGAUCUCAGCACCUGGAGCUUCCAAAGAAGGAAUUCUAGGCACACCAGGGGACCAGACCUCCCUGGACCACCCCAGAUGCUCAGCCGAGGACUCCAAGCCUGCCUCGAAAUGCCCACCCAGAUCCCUUCCUUGGCCCUGCCCAUCUAGGGGGCCUCGUCCUGGACAUGGAGAGGGGAGCUGACACAUGAGGGAGCUUGGGUAGAUGACUAAAGGCAGGGAGGGGGGGGGCUUAUUUAUGAAGGGAAAACAAUUAAAUUAUUUAUUUAUGGAGCAUGGAGAGAAGGGAAUAAUAGCGAGACAUCAGAAGAAAGAGCUAAUACACCCAAGAGAUGACAAGUGAGAGGGCGUGGGCACAAGGAUGACCCAGUGGGAGAGAGAAAGCAUGGCUCUGAGGGAACAAGGGGUUCUGGAAGGAAGUGAAAAGCUCUUAAGAGCCAGCUGCUGCUUACUGGACACCCCAAAGGGAGAUGUCUGACCCUCAAUGAAGCCAAAUAAACUUUUUUCUGAAAU